UUUCAGCUAUAUAAACGACCGGAAAACUUCUUAUCGGCAGUCAGUUCUCAAGCGCCAAAACAAUCUUCAAGACUCCGGAGUCGCUCCAGUCGUGCGAUAAGUGCAACAGCAGUAAUCUUAAUAGAAGCAUCUAUCGGAAAAAUGGCAUCCUUCAAAGCUACCCUGCUCUUCGCCUUCAUCGCCCUGUUUGCCCUGGUAUCGGCCAUCCCAGCUCCGCAGCAGCCGGGGGCGCGGCAACCGAUCGCGCCCCGCCCAGCUGGUGUAGGUCCCGCUCCCGCCGAUGAUCUGGAAGCAGCAUCCGAAGACAAAGACCUGAAGGGUGCUUCAUCGUUCGGAUACGGAUACUACGGUUAUCCCGGCUACUAUGGUGGAUAUUAUGGCUAUCCAGGAUACUACGGUUAUGGUCGUGGAUACCCAUACUACCGCUACGGAGGACUGUACGGAGGAUACUGGUACUAAGCGAGUCUGUCUCCCUCAGCGGUCCCUCAUUUCGUCCCGUGAUACCUGCGACAGCAGGUCACACCCGUGUUUCGUACCUGUGCUAUUCAUUUCCGGUUUCAUUCCUCCACAAGUUCUUCCAUCGCAUACUUGACCCACCAGUAGGCGUGAUCCAGCGCAAACGGCUAACAAUCCAAAGGAUUCGCAGCAUUGCUAUGGCUUUUCAGCUGUGAGUCGCCUUGUUCGAUAAUACCUCCCGUGUUUCCAUUUGCGUAUGUGCCCUGGCACCGCGGUGGAGUUCCCUUUCGGUUCCGUUUUGGAGAACCGAACUGGAAGCCACCAGCGAUUGCUUCGCGCAUUAUGUAAUGGGAUUACCGUUUUUCCUUCGUUGUACUUAGCAUCUGAUUUUGUGUAUUCCAAAUGCUGCCGAAUUUAUGAGAAAAUGACAAAAAAAAUCUCUUGUAUAUACCUUCUAUGUUUUUCUAAUAAAAAAUAUGUUACAGAAA
Messenger RNA from Armigeres subalbatus, 944 nucleotides. RefSeq names its product shematrin-like protein 1. The transcript has 3 exons. The record is from RefSeq and is a predicted model, not a curated record. Bases 142 to 459 code for a protein of 105 amino acids. Lineage: Eukaryota; Metazoa; Arthropoda; Insecta; Diptera; Culicidae.